GUGAUUAGUUAACUACAGAACGUGUAUGAAACUGAAAUUAGCAACAACUACAUUUCCUCAUAUUGGAGAUAAACUAUUCCAAAAAUGGCUAGAAUAGGCAAGGGUAUUCAAGUUCCACUGUCAUGGAUUCCAGCAAGAAAUGGAAAUACUCCAUCUGGAGCAGUUGAUGUCUGCUAUGGUAUCUAUGUAAUUCGUAGAAAGUAUGAAGAUGAAUGGAUUCCUGGAAAGCUUAUUGUCAGUUACCGAACUUGUUACUGUCCUGUUAAUGGCAAAGAGUUGGAAUCACAGGAGUAUGAAGUAUUAUGCGACAGUUGUCUUCCUGAUUCUAAGAAAUGCUAUGAAUGGGAACAUGCAUCAAGAGGUGCCGUACCGAAGAAUGCUUUAGUUGCCGGUACGUGGUUUGGUACGCCGUUGUAUAUUGCCAAAGGUAUUGUAAAUCAAGAAAUUUGUGUUGGAAAGGUACAGGAAGGUUCCACCUGUGCAUAUCUACCAUGGGGUGGUAAGGAACAUUCAGUACAGAAUUAUGAAGUUCUAGUUUUAAAGAUGGAAUUGACAGAAUACAUCUGAGCAACAAAAUUUACAAUAAAUAUAUGCAUUUUUAUUUUAUGAACACCUUUAACGAAUGGAGCUGACCAAAUGUGUGUAUUUUCUUAUUUGAAAGAAUAAAUAAUAAUUCAUAAAGUGGUAACCACAGAAAGUAUUUUAUUU
Molecule: messenger RNA, 708 nt
Organism: Trichobilharzia szidati
Lineage: Eukaryota; Metazoa; Platyhelminthes; Trematoda; Strigeidida; Schistosomatidae
Source: the annotation of a GenBank genome assembly